Messenger RNA from Octodon degus (degu), 535 nucleotides. Its product is annotated as acidic leucine-rich nuclear phosphoprotein 32 family member E-like. The annotation marks the transcript as partial. Lineage: Eukaryota; Metazoa; Chordata; Mammalia; Rodentia; Octodontidae. Gene Ontology annotation, molecular function: phosphatase inhibitor activity; histone binding. Gene Ontology annotation, cellular component: nucleus. The transcript has a single exon. Gene Ontology annotation, biological process: regulation of apoptotic process. The record is from RefSeq and is a predicted model, not a curated record.
UGUGUGUGUGUGCGUGUGUGUGAGUGCACGCGCGGGUGUGUGGACAAGGAGGUGGGGGCAGACGAGUUAAGAGUCCCAACUCCUUGGACUCCAUUUGCUAUUCUUUUCUUUCUCCCCCAUUCCUAUCUGGUGGUAGUGGGUGUUUAUAUUUGCGAUUCUUUUCAUUCAUUUCCAAAUUUUCUAAGAUUUUCGGCUUGGGGGUAGUGGGAAGAGCAGGAAAGGAGAAAGAAGGAGAGUAGUGGCAGAAGAGCAGGGGGAGGACAUGGAGAUGAAGAAGAAGAUUAACCUAGAGUUAAGAAACAGAGCCCCAGAGGAGGUGACAGAAUUGGUUCUCAAUAAUUGCCUGUGUGUCAAUGGGGAAAUUGAGGGCCUGAAUGACACUUUUAAAGAACUAGAAUUUCUGAGUAUGGCUAACAUGGCUCUACGUUCACUGGCCCAGCUUCCCAGCCUAAAUAAACUUCGGAAGUUGGAACUUCCUGACAAUGCAAUUUCUGGAGGCUUGGAAGUUUUAGCAGAGAAAUGCCCAAAUCUUACC